Molecule: messenger RNA, 661 nt
Organism: Dimorphilus gyrociliatus
Lineage: Eukaryota; Metazoa; Annelida; Polychaeta; Dinophilidae
Source: the annotation of a GenBank genome assembly
AAUGACGCAAAAAUCGGGUCGACCAAAGUUUUUUACUCCUUGCGAAGUAAGUGUUCAUAAUAGCACCGAAGAUAUAUGGGUAUCGUUUUUGGGAAAAGUUUACGAUUUGACAAUACUAUGCGAAAGAUAUAAAGGAGAUAUUUUACUCAAACCAAUAUUACAGGCUGGAGGAACAGAUAUAUCCCAUUGGUUUGAUACGAAAACAAAAAAUGUUAGAAGUUACAUAGAUCCUGUUACAGGGUGUAAAAUUCCCUUUACUCCUUAUGGUCGUUUUAUCCAUGUACCGCCACCGUAUCCCGAUUCCUCUUGGGCAAACGAUUUCGGUAGACCUUGGUGGAGGGACGAAAGUUACUGUAUCGGUCAAUUGUCCGUUAAAACUCGCCGUAUAAAGAUUAUAAAUACUCUUACUUCUGAAAGUGAGGUAUUAGAGGUGUGUUCCGAGGAAACAAUGAAUGAGAUACGGAAACGUUAUUUUAAGUAUAACGCUCACGCUUCGAGUUAUACUUGGAAAUAUGAUUGUCGUGAAUUGAAUAUGGAUCAAACACUGAGCGAGAAUAGUAUUUUAGAUGAGGAUCAAGACUUUUACGAUUUAGGAAUAAAUGACGAUGUAUUCCUUCAGCCCAUACUCUUAUAUUAUAACGACGAUUUAACUGAAGCCUGA